Messenger RNA from Ambispora gerdemannii, 714 nucleotides. The record is from the annotation of a GenBank genome assembly. NCBI's taxonomy places the organism in Eukaryota, Fungi, Glomeromycota, Glomeromycetes, Archaeosporales, Ambisporaceae.
UUCUAAGUCUAGAAGAGGCAUUGUCGUGUGUUACGCCACCUAUCAGGUAUUCUCUGAAUGCUACUACUUCGACGACUACUACGCAGGUAGACUGUUCUAGUCGGCCAACACGAGUACUGCUUUGGGAAACAUUUUUCGAGGAAGGUGUUCGCGACGCUUUCAACAACAAUAUUUGUAUGGUAUUAAAUGUGCUUAUGGCGUCAUAUUACGACUUUUCGAGACGGCCAACUGCUGCUCCUGGUAUAGAGGAUUUCACUUGCUACUAUGCUCAAAAAGUAUUGAUCUUGUCGAUUGAGAUCAAGAGGGGACUCGUUUUACAAAACAUUGGCGGACGAGUAUUUCCAGACUUUUAUGACUCGGACAAUAAAGCAAAGAUGGUAAUUCAACAGAUUUAUAACUAUAUGACUUUCAAUGAACUUCAAUACGGUGUACUCUCCACUUAUAAUGAACACUGGUUUCUGCGCCGACCGGCGGAUACUCCAGCAGUGCUUUUGAUUUCAAAAACUCUUUCAUCGCAGUCAGAAUCUCCAUCGGUACUUAAGGCUUAUGCAUAUAUAGCUUUGCAAGCAAGAGCUCACCCCAAUUCUUCCAACCUUAAUGUAAUUCCGGACGUUACAAAUCAGCCAUAUCAACAGAAUUUUAGCUUUGCGGACUUUAAGUUUAAGCAUAUAUUAGGUCAAGGACGAAGUGGAAAGACACUCCUAUCUGAAUUCC